UCUGUUGCACGGGGUUCUCAAAUUCUCAGGACCGGCCCCUGGCAUUCAUCCAUUAUAUUUCAGCCCCCGCUUGAAACAUAGCAAAGUUACGGGGAGGGGUGUCCAAAAGAGCCGAUGGUUAUUUGAUCCCUUCUAGGGUUUACCGUUGAAGAAAGCUUGAGAGCCAAGACGCGAUUUAGAAGAGUGAAAAACUGUUCCUUGAGCUGAAACGAAAGACUUGCGAAAAUGAGUACCAUGAAGUUUUGCUGUGAAUGCAACAACAUUCUGUACCCAAAGGAAGACAAAGACCAGAAGAUCCUCCUCUAUGCAUGUCGUAAUUGCGAUCACCAGGAGGUUGCUGAAACCAAUUGUGUAUACAGAAACGAAGUAUUUCACUCUGUUGGUGAGAAAACACAAAUCUUACAUGAUGUAACUGCAGAUCCAACACUCCCUCGUACUAAAGCUGUGAAAUGUCCCCAGUGUCAACAUGGAGAAGCUGUCUUCUUUCAGGCUGGUUCAAGGGGAGAAGAAGGAAUGGCUCUGUUCUUUGUUUGCUGCAACCCAAGCUGUGGCCACAAGUGGAGGGAUUAAUAAAACUAAAGUGUUUGCCAACUUGUGGGUAGGACUGGGGAUGGGGGAGGGGUAAUGCUUCCUGCAUGCGGUUUUGCCUUUUCAUAUGUAUCACCCAUUCAUAUGGUAGUGAAAAGUUCAGUUACUUUUCAAUACCCAAUAAAUGGGUGUCACAUGAAUGUCUACAAAAAAUAUCGAUAUCAUGUAUCCCUAUCAUUAGUCGAGACUUAAAUGGGUUGCACAUGCAUACAAUAAAAUGUACCUUUACUACAUCUAGACUCUAGUGUUGAGGCCAUCUUAUGAGAUAUAGAUCUUGAAAACUUUAUUUCUCCUGAUUGUAUUCUUAGGCGGCGCGUCAAAAUUACUCUUGUUUUCUUGCUUUUCUAAUUUGUGUACCUUAUUUUCAGGUUGCUCUAAGAAGUAGAGUGCGUACAUGGUAAUCUGUUUUGUACGGUGUAAACUGUAUAGCCAGUGACAUUUUUAUAGGUUUAGUUGAAAAUUGCUACUUUUGCUAAUUGAAUAUCGAUGUACUUGUAUUGAGUAUUAGACCUAUUUCGUUGUGUAUUAAAAGUUUAAUAUUGAGCAUCACGAUUUCUGUUUCUUAUUUUGUAAUUCACUUUCUUUUUUCAUGAAUUAUAUAUGAAGUACUUCCUUUGAAACAUUCAUA
This is a messenger RNA of Cuscuta epithymum, 1216 nucleotides long. NCBI's taxonomy places the organism in Eukaryota, Viridiplantae, Streptophyta, Magnoliopsida, Solanales, Convolvulaceae. The record is from the annotation of a GenBank genome assembly.